AUGACCCUGCGGCGGCGGCGGCGGCGGCGGCUCCGGCCGAAGGAGGAUGCGGCACCGGCGGCGGCCCCGGAGAGCCCCGGGCCCGCCGAGCUCUACCGAGCGCUGGCGGCGGCCGGCGGGACCCUGCCCCGCGUGCGCAAGGACACGGGGCUCAAGUGGGCAUCCCCGAGCCAGUCCCCAGAGGAGCACAGGAGGGUGGUGACUCUGGAGAAGAAGGCAGAGGAGUCUUUCGGCUUCGAGAUCCAGACCUACGGGCUGCACCACCAGGACAGGAACAGCGUGGAGAUGUUCACCUUCGUGUGCCGCGUGCACGACGGGAGCCCGGCCGAGGCCGCGGGGCUCAAGGCUGGGGACACCAUCACGGGGGUGAACGGGCUCAACGUGGAGGGCAUCCGGCACCGGGAGAUCGUGGAGAUCAUCAAGAGCUCGGGGAAUGUGCUGCGGCUGGACACGCUCUACGGGACGUCCAUCCGCAGGGCCGAGCUGGAGGCCCGGCUGCAGUACCUGAAGCAAACCCUCUAUGAGAAGUGGGGGGAGUUCCGCUCGCUGAUGGUGCAGGAGCAGCGGCUGGUGCGGGGUGUGGUGGCCAAGGACCCCAGCAUCUACGACACGCUGGAGUCCAUCCGCUGGUGCCUGCAGGGGGAGGGGCUGCCGGGGGGCUCCUCCCGUGCCAGCGGCAGCGAUGAUUCCCUGUACCAGACCUGCGUCUUCGCCUCUUCCAGCUCCUUGGAUGGGGACAAGGAUGGGGACAAGGACAAGGAUGAGGACAGCGGGGGUCCCGCGCCCCCCCCGCCGCGCCCCCGCCCCGCGCUGGCCCGCAGCGCCAGCCUCAAGUGUGCGGGGGGCCCGGGGGCUGCGGGGCGGCUCUGGGCUCGGGCCGGGGACCCUGGGGAGGGGGCGGCCGCCCCCCGCAAGAGCCGACACAGCAGCUUCCGCCGGCGGCUGCUCAAGUUCAUCCCGGGUCUGAACCGGGCGCUGGAGGAGGAGGAGAGUCACCUUUAGCCGGCAGCCCCCCAGGACUAUUUAUUUAUUUAUUGCAAGGGGCUUCAUUCCCCCGGCCCCCAUCCCUGGGGGCUGCAGGAAGGAGGUUUGGGUUGGCCCCCCCGGGCCGUGGGGAUCGUGACGCUGUGAGGGACGGACACAGCACCGACGGACAGACGUGAGGACCCUCCUGAAGCGGCUCACGGAGCUGUCGCUGCUCCCAGGAGGGGAGCACCGGGGGAGCCCCGCACUCCCCAGGCUGGGGGGCUCUGGGGGUCCCGCCCCUGCUCCCCCCGGGCUGUUGUACCGGGUCAGCGCUCGCCAAUACAGAGACGAUUUGCAGCGA
Molecule: messenger RNA, 1327 nt
Organism: Oenanthe melanoleuca
Lineage: Eukaryota; Metazoa; Chordata; Aves; Passeriformes; Muscicapidae
Gene: TAMALIN
Product: trafficking regulator and scaffold protein tamalin
Exons: 8
Coding region: 1-1002 (333 amino acids)
Biological process (GO): signal transduction
Cellular component (GO): plasma membrane
Molecular function (GO): protein binding
Source: RefSeq, a predicted model, not a curated record